AUGGUAUCGUCGUUAAUAUAUUCGCUGUGCGCUGUCUCUGGCCUGUUGGCCACCACGGUCAAUGGCCUGCCAAAGAAGGGCCAUCGCGCGGAGACCUCUUUACCCAUUGUCAAGCAGACCAAGUGUGGUUCACAUACAUACCAGUACAACGGCCUCGUUGGAUACGGCACUGUCCCAUCGAAUGCUGUUGACAAGUACGGAGAUACCCUUGGGGGUUUUGGAAGCUCUAUCGCUAUCGAGCAGGCAUCGUGGAAGAAGAACUCAGAUGGUACCUAUGAGGGUAUUGCCUGGGCUAUCCCCGACCGCGGCUGGAACACGCAGGGCACGCUGAACGUGCAGAGCCGUAUCCAGAAGCUCGGCCUGAAGCUGACUCUGGCACCCGGUGCCACCGUCUCCAACCCAUCCAACCCCAAUCUUGAGAUCAAGCUCCUGGACACGCUGCUGCUGACAGAUCCUGACGGCACUCCGAUGACCGGGCUGGAUGCUGACUUCUCUGGAAACAUCAGCUACCCAGGCUUCCCCGGAAUGCCAGUGGCUACUUACCCUGGAGAUGGAUUCGGCGGCAGCGGCGCAGGUGGACGACGCAUCUCGUUGGACUCCGAGGGCAUUGUGAUUGGCAACGACGGUGCAUUCUGGGUCUCUGACGAGUACGGCCCCUAUGUGUACAAGUUCUCGCGGGAAGGCCGCAUGCUGCAGGCCAUCCAGCCUCCAGAUGCGUACAUCCCCCGUCGAAACGGCAAGGUCAGCUUCAGCGCCGCCUCCCCUCCAAUCUAUGAGCCCGAUCGCCAGACGGACCCAGAGGACCCCGAAACAGGACGCAACAACAACCAGGGCUUCGAAGGACUGACCAUCUCACGAGACGGCAAGACGCUGUACGUGCUAAUCCAGUCUGCGCUGAAUAACGACGGCGGCCCGAAGAAACGGUACAGAAAGCAGGCCCGCAUGCUGGAGUAUGACAUCUCCGGAACCACGCCCAAGUACACCCACGAGUACGUGGUGACGCUGGCGACCUUUGUCGACCCGCACGAGCAAGACCCAAGCAAGGCGACCAUCACGGCCUCGCAGUCCGAGAUCCACUAUCUACCAACGGGCGACUUUCUCAUUCUGUCCCGAGACAGCAACGCAGGCCGGGCGGCCCAGUACACCGAGUCCGUCUACCGCCAUGCCGACAUCAUCUCCAAGUCGACCCAGACAACGGACAUCAAGUCGAAGAGCAACGACAAGGCGGACGGCUCGAUCGCCUCGAGCGAGGGCGUGCUGGACGACGGCAUCAACCCGCUGGACUACUGCUCGUUCGUAGACUACAACCUCAACUCCGAGCUGGGCAAGUUCAGGCUGCACAACGGCGGCGCGCAGGACGAGCAUCUACUAAACGAGAAGUGGGAGAGCCUUGCCCUUGUCCCAGUCGAUCCGUCCAAGGAGUUUGAGGACAACGGCAAGAAUGAGUACUUUUUGAUCUCCUUUAGUGACAACGACUACAUCACCCAGGACGGUACGUCUUCUUCUCUUCUUCUCUUCUUCUCUUCUGCCUCCGAGUGA
Molecule: messenger RNA, 1539 nt
Organism: Trichophyton benhamiae CBS 112371
Lineage: Eukaryota; Fungi; Ascomycota; Eurotiomycetes; Onygenales; Arthrodermataceae
Exons: 2
Coding region: 1-1539 (512 amino acids)
Source: RefSeq, a predicted model, not a curated record